Striga hermonthica is the source of this 564-nucleotide messenger RNA. NCBI's taxonomy places the organism in Eukaryota, Viridiplantae, Streptophyta, Magnoliopsida, Lamiales, Orobanchaceae. The record is from the annotation of a GenBank genome assembly.
AUGACGGUUUCUAUUUUUUUUAAGGACGGACCCAUAUUGGCCCGUCGGGUCGUGUACCCGGCCCCUGGAUACCAUAGCAGAACUCAGGAGGAAAUUCAUGAACUGCUUUUGAGCUUUGCCGAAGCUGGGGCAAGUGUUGUAAGGCUUAAAGGUGGAGAUCCUUUGGUAUUCGGAAGGGGUGGAGAAGAGAUGGACUUUUUACAACAACAAGGAAUUGAGGUUAAAGUCAUUCCAGGCAUAACGGCAGCUUCUGGAAUAGCUGCGGAGCUAGGAAUCCCGUUGACACAUCGUGGGAUUGCCAACAGCGUUAGAUUUCUAACAGGGCACUCGAGAAAGGGAGGUGCAGAUCCUCUUUUCGUGGGCGAGCAUGCAGCAGAUCCAGACUCUACACUCGUUGUCUACAUGGGUUUAUCGACCUUCCCUUCACUCUCAUCGAAGCUGAUGUGUCACGGUUUGCCUGACGACACCCCGGCUGCAGCCAUCGAGCGAGGAACUACUCCUCAACAGCGCCUAGUAAGCAAUAUAUUUAAUUAUAUUUUAUUUUAUAUUUCGUAUCAACGUUAA